AUGUAUCUGCCGAGGAUUCCUGAAACCAUUGAAAUCACUCCGAAUGUGUUGACUUUCACGAAUUCUGAAGACUCAAGAGCAGAAUUCAUACUGAGGAACAAUUCGGAAUUUCAUAUUUCAUUCCUAUCAAUCCCUUAUGUUAAUCCACAACUUAAAGUUAUAAUUGAUCCGGGAAACUUGGAAACAAUCGGAAUCCCAAAACCUCCGGACACCUCUUCGAGCAAGGUUACUGUUGGAUGGAUCACUUUGGACAAUUGUUGCUUUCCACUGGUUUUUCCGAUUAGAAUUGUGGAGCAACUUCUAGAAUUGGAGUCCUUAGAAUGCAAAAUUUGUGUCCGUCAAUAUAAUGAGACGGAUCGAAUCCCCCGAGUCAUUCCAGUCUGUGGACAUACAUUGUGCGAGGAUUGUGCGAAAAACAUUAUCAGUGGAAAUACACUGAAAUGUCCAAUCGAUAGAAGAGAUGUUAAUGUUGAAGGAGGAGCCAGUAGUCUUCCCCGAAAUUUCGCGAUUCUGGAAACCAUUGAAGAACGGAACACUUUCUUAAACAUUCCCAUGGAACCGAUCGAUUCUGAACCAACCUAUCCCAGAAUUCCUUGCGUGGAAAAUUCCAGGCACGAAUCAACUGUUCGUUGCGUUGUCUGCAAAGCUAAUUAUUGUGAACCAUGUUUCAACAAAAACCACCAGGGAAGAGUGUUAUCCGCACAUGACACAAUUGACAUCACAUUCCCACAGUGUACAAACUGCCCGGAUAAAUUUGCAGAAGUGGUUUGCACGCAAGCCGAUUGUUCAUCCGAUCACUCACCAAUUUGUCUUCAUUGUUAUCAAGAGUCACACAAGAAACAUCGGUAUGAGACUAUUCGGAAAAACUUGGAGCAAAACCAGAUAGUACUGACCAAUAUCCUGAAAGUAUUAGCUAAAAAACAGCGAGAAUGGGUGGAUGUUUUGCCUACAUUGUCAAUUGAGAAGCAAGAGGAACUGAAUUUAAGAUUAGACUUGUUGAAGGACGUGAAGAAAUACGGAGAAAUAUGGAAGAGGAGUAAAUACGAAAUAUACAUGGAUGAGCAAUUUUUUUAUAGGUGGAUUACGGGUUUAACGGAAUUGUGCUUUGAAGAAUAUGGAAAUAUAGUUGACGUUGCCCCAGAAAACGUCGCUUUGGAAACAAAUACGGCAACCCAAGAUACUCCAGUGCCAAUACCUACUAAACCUUCUAAUCUAGAAAACGCUCCUGAAACUAUUCAUUCGGAAGAGACUUUACCGAUUGACUCACCAACUCCCGAAUCUGUUCGAUUUUCCAUGAUUGACGUGGCAGAUGUAUUGGAUGAAGUGUUAUCAAAUUUGGAGGUUUUUAAUGAAGAUACACCAGAAAGCAGUAACCGUGUGGACAAGUGGGUCUAG
Caenorhabditis remanei is the source of this 1395-nucleotide messenger RNA. RefSeq lists its product as uncharacterized. The transcript is spliced from 7 exons. Lineage: Eukaryota; Metazoa; Nematoda; Chromadorea; Rhabditida; Rhabditidae. The coding region runs from base 1 to 1395 and encodes 464 amino acids. The record is from RefSeq and is a predicted model, not a curated record.